AUAUAAACUGGAGAGUUGACAAUGCUUAUGAACCCCUAUUGGCAACCAUUUCAGUAUAAGCUGCCUGUAAUCUCACUACAACUAGCUUGCUUCUACUCAUCAUGUUCUUGUCCAUCUCAAGGGUGCAAAUCAUUCUUUGUCUACGUGUUUUCUAAGUAGUUGCUUUCGAUAAAUUCGGCAUUAGAAUCUUAGUUAAGUAGUGAUCAGCCAGAAAUCAGAAUGUUGUAUGAUCCUAUAUUUAGUAAGAGCUUCAGUCGAUUUGAGCAGCAGAAAAUCGGACGCUUCGCGUUUCUGGCAUGUGCGGUGAUUGCAUUGAGCAUUUGUACUGUGUUCAAACCACAAUAUCAUGUUCGAAUAGUUCCCUCGAUCAGCUUGCAGUUUCCGAGGAGUGUUGGUGGAGUUGACACCGCGGUUAUCAAGGAUCGAAACAUAUCCGAGCCAUUGCAGUACCUAUCAGUCGGUACUGAUGCAGAAGUUGACAAUGAAGCAACCAGGGAUACCUUGCAACUGUCUGCUAAUGAUGGUGUGAAUGCCAGAAGGGCAGAAAAGGAUGUAAUCGCGUCCAAUCUAGUGAAGUCAUCGACUAAUGAUGGUGUGAAAGAAAGACAAGUAGCCAAGGAUACGAGUUCCUCAGUGUCAUUGUUAGAGGCUAAUGGUGGCAAUGUGAAAGACACAUAUAUAACCAAGGAUACUACUGGCACGAAGCCGUUGCAGUCAUCAACUGGUGAAGGUGUAAAAGACGUCGUAGCUAGCAAUGAAGCGCUUGCUCCUGAGCCAAUAGGACUUGAAGCUAAGCUGAUUAAGCUGGUAUGUAGUUUAUCAGAACCUGUAUCGGAUUACUGUGAACUCGAAGGAGACAUUAGAAUUCAUCCAAAUUCUUCCACCAUAUUUGUGGUCUCCCACCGGACUGAUAGUUCGUUUCAAAUUGGCACUUCAUGGGUUAUAAAACCAUAUGCUCGAAAAGGAAAUGAAGGAGCCAUGGAGAGUGUCAAGAGUUGGACUAUCAAAGUCAUAUCAUCUCAUCAAACUCCUCCUAGUUGCACUGCAGAUCAAAGCAUUCCAGCUAUUCUUUUCUCGCUAGCAGGAUACUCCGGAAACCACUUCCAUGAUUUUUCUGACAUAAUCAUUCCCCUGUUUUCAACAUCGCGAAAAUUUGAUGGUGAGGUACAUUUUCUGGCUACUGAUUACAAAGCCUGGUGGAGUUCUAAGUACCGAGGAAUUCUUGGAAAGCUAUCUAAACAUAAGGUAAAUGAUAUUGACAGAGAAGAAGGAAUCGUGUGCUAUAAAAGCAUGAUCAUUGGCCUUAAAACUCGAAAGGAGCUAGGCAUUGCACAAUCAUCAAAUAUUUACCAAGGGUUGUCCAUGAAAGAUUUCAGAGACUUCUUAAGGUCUGCCUACUCAUUGAAGACAAAAAAUGUGACCAAGAUGAGAAAAGGCACGACUGAAAAGCCUCGUAUGAUGAUUAUAUCGCGGAAAAAAUCCAGGACACUAGUCAAUGAAAAUAAAAUUACCAAAAUGGGUGAAAACAUGGGCUAUGAAGUCAUUGUAGCUGAUGCAACCCUUUCCACAGAUUUGUCCAAGUUCGCGGAGCUAGUCAAUUCUUGCAGUGUUCUGAUCGGAGUCCACGGAGCAGGGCUUACGAACAUGGUCUUUCUCCCGGACAAUGCUGUCGUGAUUCAAAUAGUUCCGCUGGGAAUCGAAUGGUAUGCCAGACGUGAUUUCGAAGAACCUGCAUUGGAUAUGAACAUAAGGUACUUGAGUUACAAGAUAAAAGUAAAAGAGAGCUCUCUGAUUCAAGAAUAUUCAGUUAAGAGUGCAACGAUUAGGAAUUCAUUGUCUGUAAAUAAAAAUGAUUGGGGUGUAAUUAGGUCUGUAUAUUUGGAUAGACAGAACGUAAUUCUUGAUGUUCGUAGGUUCAGGAGGACCUUGUCAAAAGCUUUCAAACUUUUGCAUCAGUAGCAAGUAAAAAUGAUCAUUUUCUUUC
Molecule: messenger RNA, 1984 nt
Organism: Daucus carota subsp. sativus
Lineage: Eukaryota; Viridiplantae; Streptophyta; Magnoliopsida; Apiales; Apiaceae
Product: beta-1,2-xylosyltransferase XYXT1
Exons: 3
Coding region: 220-1959 (579 amino acids)
Molecular function (GO): glycosyltransferase activity
Source: RefSeq, a predicted model, not a curated record